Molecule: messenger RNA, 1183 nt
Organism: Mollisia scopiformis
Lineage: Eukaryota; Fungi; Ascomycota; Leotiomycetes; Helotiales; Mollisiaceae
Exons: 4
Coding region: 1-1080 (359 amino acids)
Source: RefSeq, a predicted model, not a curated record
AUGGAGUCACAACGGCUGGUCGUGAAAGAAAAAAAAUCGUUCAGAGAACGAUACAAGCCUCCUCCCGUCCCCCCUCCCGACCGCCUGCCGAGAUUCUCUGAAUCUCAAAGCGCCAAGACCUUCUCCCGACAUAAGUCGGGCAAGAGUACUCAAAUUGUCACAGCACACGAAGCUUUGACCUCUACAACUCCGCGUCCUCGAAUCAACAAAAUGGAGUCGCGCAUUCCUGCGCCUGCUGCUUCCUCUGUUGGCACUCCAAGAAACCUGCGUCUCAACAAGGAACUUCCCGCAACUCCUCCCAUGGUUCCAGUCAUUGCAGUCAAUAUGAUCCAGACUACUCCCAAAGCCUCUGGUAUCCCUCGCGUUGUCCCGAAGACUUCUACACCAAAGAUUGCUACGCCAAAGACUGGUGAGAACGCGUUCAAGCCACGCGAUUUCGAUGGUGAUUCGAUCCUGGCUCUUCCCGAUGAGCAACGCCGCUCUAUCAAGCUCGGCUUGAGUGGUCCAACUGUCCGCUUCUCCAAGGAUUGCGAUGAGUUGGUCAUGGGUCCCGAUGGCAAGCAACAAGGCAAAGAGAAAGACAAGCACAAGUCCAAAUCCCAAGCCGAAGUAGUCUUUCAAUUCCGCAGUACCCGUACCUCAGACACAGCUCUCACCACAAGCCGCCUUGCGCGCCCUAAGCCUUCUCCCCACCAACUCCCCACCUCCUCCUCCUCCGACACAAACACAAAGAAAGAACCAAACCUCAAGUCCCGCAUGACAGCCAUGCUCCACCGUCGCUCUGUUGCUCCUGCUACCCCUUCCGCCCCAAACGCCACAGCCCUCUUCGAGCAAGGUCUUGCGCAACUCGGUACCUCUCUCGACGCGUUUCGUGUUGCUGCCGCCGCGGCUGCCGAUUCGAAUCAAGCGAGCCAGUUCACGACCCGUGUCCAAGCUAUUCUGCUGGGUGUUACAAGAACUAAUGAGGCGAGGGUGGCGCGGUUGGAGGUCUUAACUCAUUUGGAGGCACUUGAGGUUGCAGAGGUUGUUGCUGUUAAGGAGGCGGUAGAGGCUAUUGAUGAAUUGGUCAAGAAGUUGUAGAUUUUCUUCUUUCCGUUCUGCUAGGCAGUGGUGGUGCUUACCUUUGGGCGAGCUUUGUGAUGGAUAGAUUAACGAGUGGUGGAUUUACGAUAUGACCUGGUGG